AUGGGUGAAGCCCCUGUAGAGGUAGUGGACAGCUUCUGCUACCUUGGGGAUGCCGUACGUUUCGACGCCCGCGAGGCCUCGGCGGGACACCACAAGGUCCACGAGAACUCCAGCCUCGGCAGACGGUCACGCUUCACCCUCGAGGCGCUGCGGCGGAACUUUCAGACGCGCGUGGGCUUCCUGGAGGUGAAGGACGUGACUCUCGCGGACGCCGGCAACUACACGUGCAGGGUGGACUUCAUGACGUCACGGACCAUGAUGAGUCUCGUCCGGCUUUACGUGCACGAGGAGAUCCGCGGCCUCGAGAUCUUUGACAACGACGAGAGGCUGAUCCAGGGCGAGGUGGGGCCGCUCCUGCUGUCCUCGCGCCUGGUGCUGUCCUGCCGGGCCUACGGGGGUCACCCUUCCCCUGAGGUGCGAUGGGUCUCAGCAGGCCAGCAACUCAUGCAGCCAAGAAUCACGCCUCUCUUCGAAGAGCCUCUGCAGUUCGUUAGCGGUCACCCCGUGUCUGUGCGUAGCGCGGAGCUAGAGCUGCCCGUGCUAACAAGGGAGGACGAUGGGCGGCGGCUGCGCUGUGAGGCAAGAAGCACCAACCUAACGCUGGGCUUGCAUAAGGAAGUCACUGUCACCAUGCAUCGUGAGUGUUGCUUGUCUGGCUGGAUGGCACCAGACCGGAACACAACCAUGAGGAGCGGCGAGCUGUGGCCCACCUCGGACGACAACGGGAGGAGGGUGGCGUGCACGGCGGCCAACCCGCUGGUGCCCGGCUACGCCCUCACCGCCGAGGAGGCUCUGCGCGUGCACUUCCCCCCUGAGGUGCAGGUCCGCCUGGCCCCCGCGCUGGACCCCCGCAACAUCAAGGAGGGCGAGGACGUGUACUUUGAGUGCCACAUCAAAGCCAACCCGCCCGAGAGCCGCGUCCAGUGGAUGCACCAGGGUCGCCCGCUGUCCACGGUGCGGGAGCGCGGCGUGCUGGCUCAGGGGAGGAACUUGGUGCUGCAGGGUGUGAGUCGCCACGCUGCGGGGAGCUACCAGUGCACCGCCACCAACACCAUCGCCACCGUCACCAGCGCCCCGGCAACCCUCGACAUCAUGUUCGCCCCGGAGUGCCGCCAGCCCCGAAAUGUCACCGUGUCCGUCACCGCCAAGGACGAGGUGACGCUGGACUGUGCCGUGGAGUCCAACCCAGAGGAGGUCAGCUUUACGUGGCAGGUGAACAGCAGUCGCGGGGUUAAGGAGCUCCCCGCCUCUACCUUCACGUCUCAGGCUCGCUCCAGCAGGCUUGUGUACCGGCCCCAGGAGCACAGCCACGCCCACGAGCCGCGCGGCGUGGUGUUCUGCCUAGCCACCAACAAGAUAGGCAUGCAGAAGGUGCCCUGUGUCUUCGCCAUCACGCCUGCAGGUCCUCCCGAAGAGCCGGUGUCCUGCGCUCUAGUGAACCACAGCGCCGUGUCCCUCGCCGUGGCCUGUGUUCCUGGCCAUGACGGCGGCCUCCCACAAGUCUUCCUUACCACGGUGCAGGACGCCGCUACACACGAGGUGGUUGCCAACAUCACCUCGGCGACGCCCUCCUUCAGCGUAGCGGGACUGGCGCCGGGGCGGGACUACCUCCUGCUGGUGAGGGCGGCCAACGAGAAGGGCCGAUCCUCGCCUUACAUCAUCCAGGGGUUUGCGCUCAAGGUCGCCGAGAACAAGAUCAACAACUCUCGGAGCGUGGAGGCCACCCCGCACCUGGCCGUGUUCGUGGGCGUGGUGAGCGGCUUUGUCUUCGUCCUGACAGUUUUGGCCGUGGCGGCGCGCUCCCGAUGCCGUCGCCAGCGCCGCCGCCACGGCCCGGACGAGUGCCCCGACAACCACAAACUGCCCGACGGAGAUGAAGCGCCGCCGUCCCCCUCUACCAAGGCUUCCCUAGACGAGGCGGAGGCCGGCGAGGACGAGGACGAGGACGAUGACCCCAGUGCUACGGAGUCAUCAGGAGGACUGUUGGAGCCACGGGAGGGGACGGCGCAGAGUCCUGGCGGCCCAACCAAAGCCCUCAGAACCUACGUGCCCAGCCAGACGCAGCCACAGACGCAGCAGCAGCAGCAACAGCCACUACACCCCACCGGGACCGCCACCAACCACAAGUACCACAAGAUCAAGAUUGACUGCACGCGACUCAACAAGGAGAGUUUUGUAUAGCGCGACGGGACUUGCGGCGGCGGGGAAAGACAGGUAGAGUAGCGGAACUGGAAAGCAAAGUGUGUGAGUAAACAGAAGAGGGGACCAAAAUGAGGAGGAGGACCUACGAAGCGAUACAAAGCGAGGAAAAUAAGAAGGCUAUGAACUGUUUAUAAGCGUGAAUGGAGGAGACUAAGAGAAGGACGAGGACGAGAAUAAGUAGAGUGGCGCAAAUGGAAAGCAAAGUGUGUGAGUAAACAGGAGAGGACAAAAAUUAGGAGGACCUACGAAGCGAUACAAAGCGAGGAAAAUAAAAAGACUGAACUGUUAAUAAGCGUGAAUGGAGGAGAAGAAGAGGACGAGGACGAGAAUAAGUAGAGUGUAUAAAUGAACAGAAGAGAAGGCCAAGAGGAGGAGGACCUACGAAGCGAUACAAAGCGAGGAAAAUGAGAAGGCUAUGAACUGUUAAUAAGCGUGAAUGGAGGAGACAAAGAGGAGGAGGACGAGAAUAAGUGGAGUGACGUAAAUGAAAGGCAACGUGUAUAAAUGAACAUAAGAGAGGGCCAAGAGGAGGAGGACCUACGAAGCAAUGCGAAGCGAGGAAAAUGAGAAGGCUAUGAACUGGAGGAGACUAAGAGAAGGACGAGGAGGACGAGGAUGAGGAGAGGAGGAAGAAGGAGAAGGAACGGGAAGAGUGAUUACAGGUUGCUUUCUUCCUUCCUUCCCUCCUUUGUUUCCUUCUUUUUUUAUCUAUUUAUUUUUUCCUCUCAAUUAUCCUUCCCUCUUUCCUUCUUUCCUUCUCCCUCCCUCUCUCCCUCCUUUCCUUCCCUUUUCUUCCUCCCUUACGUCUGGCCAUACAUCCUUCUGUUCCUUCUUUCCUAUUCCUUCCCUUCUUUCCUUCCUGUUCCAAGUCUCCUUCAGCUGUAAGUACCUAACCGAAUACUUCUCUUCUUCUUCUUCUUCUUCUUCUUCUUCUUCUUCUUCUUCUUCUUCUUCCUCCUCCUCCAAUGUGUCUAUGAGUAGAUACUUGUGUAAAUACAUUGAAGGUCUGAAGGUUUACAUGCGGGACACCUACGUUCGAAUACAAUCUCGUGCCGCAGGAAAAGACGUGGAGGAAUGUCGAGCUCCUACUGUAUGGAUUUGAACACCUACGUUAAGGGAAUACAGUGCCAUGCCGCAGGAAAUGACACGAAGAGCGCUCUGUCCUAUUAAACCGCGAUGGCCUGGCGAUGUGCUGCGUUGAGGGGACACUGGCCGGUAUGCUCAGACGCUUCGGUUCCCGCAUCAAUUAUUUAAAAGGCCCAAAAAGGAGAUUUAUCGGGUUAUCGUGAAUGUUUCUUUAGCAAUACACUUCUAGUUACUUAUUUUUCUCGGCCGGUUUGCGCCAUACUGUUACGGAGAGAAAAGUAAUGCGUUGGGUGUAGACCGUGUAGUCAUUUACCCGUACAGGUGGUUCAGAUGAACACUUUGGUGAACGGCGUCUGGCACUCUGGUAUUGGAAGUCAUCUCAAGGGGACGGGCCAAGAAAAGACCUUAUUGUGUUGGGUGUAGAGAUUAACCCGGACUGGUGGGUCGUCAGAAGCUUAUAGGGAGCGGCGUCUGGCACUUUGGUAUUGGAAGUGAUCUCAAGGGAGUGGCCCAAGAAACAGACCUCAUUGUGUUGGGUGUAGAGAUUAACCCGGACUGGUGGGUCGUCAGAAGCUUAUAGGGAGCGGCGUCUGGCACUUUGGUGUUGGAAGGGAUCUCAAGGGGACGGCCCAAGAAAAGACCUUAUUGUGUUGGGUGUAGAGAUUAACCCGGACUGGUGGGUCGUCAGAAGCUUAUAGGGAGCGGCGUCUGGCACUUUGGUAUUGGAAGUGAUCUCAAGGGAGUGGCCCAAGAAACAGACCUCAUUGUGUUGGGUGUAGAAAUUAACCCGGAAAGGUGGGUCGUCAGAAGCUUAUAGGGAGCGGCGUCUGGCACUUUGGUAUUGGAAGUGAUCUCAAGGGGACGGCCCAAGAGACAGACCUCAUUGUGUUGGGUGUAGAAAUUAACCCGGACAGGUGGGUCGUAAGAAGAUUGUGGGGAACGACAUUUGGCACUGGUAUUCUAAGUGAUCUCAAGGGAGUGGCCCAAGAAAUAGACCUCAUUGUGUUGGGUGUAGAAAUUAACCGGUACAGGUGGAUCGUCAGAAGCUUGUAGGGACCGGCGUCUGGCACUCUGGUAUUAGACGGGAUCUCAAGGGGACGAGCCAAGAAUAGACAUUAUUGCGUUGGGUGUAGAAAUUAACCCGUACAGGUGGGUCGUAAGAAUCUUGUGGGGAACGGCGUCUGGCACUCUGGUAUUGGAAGGGACCUCAAGGGGACGGGCCGAGAAAAAGAACAUGUAAUUAUGAGCGUGGGUGUGUUACUUUGAUGUUCCAUUGAUGUUUAAUAAAUAAUUGACUGGUAACGAUGACGGUUAUUGUACCACAGA
Eriocheir sinensis (Chinese mitten crab) is the source of this 4614-nucleotide messenger RNA. RefSeq names its product protein turtle homolog B-like. The record is from RefSeq and is a predicted model, not a curated record. Gene Ontology annotation, molecular function: protein binding. Bases 1 to 2181 code for a protein of 726 amino acids. The transcript has 16 exons. NCBI's taxonomy places the organism in Eukaryota, Metazoa, Arthropoda, Malacostraca, Decapoda, Varunidae.